Messenger RNA from Danaus chrysippus (African queen), 831 nucleotides. Lineage: Eukaryota; Metazoa; Arthropoda; Insecta; Lepidoptera; Nymphalidae. The record is from the annotation of a GenBank genome assembly.
CUGCUUGAUCUAACAGAUGAGAGGCCAGACAAACAACAAUAUAGCAGCCUACCCAGACCUGGAAAACAUGGAACAACUAGUAAACCAUUAAAAGCAGUGAAAAACUGGAUUUCCGACGAGCAGGCGAAAAUAGCUAAAUCGGGUUUAGAAAUGAAAAUGAUGUCUUCUGAGAUGGAUGCAGAGACUGAAAAAUGGCAAGGAGCUGAUGAAAACAACGACAUUGUGAAGAGGGCGAAAAAAUAUGUCUUCCAUGGCCUUCGCUAUGUACCAAUUCACAAAAGAUUAUAUAAAAUCGUCCGGCAAUUUUCCUAUCAGGUACCUGCCGGAACAAUAAAGAAAGAGUUACUUGAACAUUUAGAUAAAGUUCCAACGUACGUACAACAGCUUCAGUUCACCGUGAAGGAGCCAACUGUAGGCCGAGCGGCGACCUUUAGCAAAGUAGAUAACGUCAUUCAAGAAACUAAACAUUUAAUGAAUGUCAUCAGCAAAGUCGUCACUACUUGCUUCGACUGCGCAAACAAGGGUCUUAUACCGUUGGGACAAAGCGAUAAAACAAAACCUCAACAAAUACAGGGGGCGAUUCGUACAAAUUGGACUUCACGGGUCUGUCGGCUGCGGGAGCAGGAAGAGGUAGCUCCAGGGACGAGGAGGCUGCGGGCGGAGGAGGGGGAGACGCGAAGCCCGGGGGGAGCUCCUCGGAGUCGGCCAUGUGACAGUACGGCAUGGGCCGGCGCGGCAAGGGCGACGCGCGCCGGACCAGAGUCAGCUUCCUCUUGUUUUAAGACAAACGUCUUGAAACUCGUCGCCACCGCCGGCAGGACAAACGGUUGA